AUGUAUUCUAAAGAAAACUUCUAUUCAUCGUCACCAUCCGUUAACGAUACAACAGUUAUCGUUCCUCUUCCACCAUCAGAAACACAGCUAUCGAAACGACGUAUUAUCUUAGCAAAACUCAUCAAACAUUUUUCGUCAAGAAGAGUUUUAAUAUUUCUUGUUGUUGGUUUAGUCGUGGCCUGCAUUGAACUUGCUUAUGGUCAAAAAUAUGAGGGUCAGUGUCCCUACCGACCACAAAUCACCUUAUUUCUUACGGUCCAUGGUAUAGUCAAACUCGUAGCUUGUGUUACUAUAAUUAUCGCUUAUGCUCAAGCCAGAUUCUUAACAAAUUAUAAAUAUCUUUAUGAAUUAAUGUUAGUCAAUAUUGCAAUACAUUUAAUCUUUGGAUUAUUUUUCUUCAUAUGGUUUAUACUCGGUAACGUAUGGAUCUGGACGGUUAACAGAAGUGUAAUGCAAGGCACAGAUCCGACUCAGACUUCAACAUACUGUGAAAAUGCACUCUAUCAAGCAGCUAAACAUUUGCUUAUUGUACAUUAUAUACUUAUGGGAAUUACAAUCUUACUUAUACCUGCAACAUUCAUGUUAAAGAGAUAUAGAAGACAAGCAACAUCUCAAGCACAACAGGAAACAAUAUCAACAGCAGCGCAAAACCGUGGAUAUGAACUACAAUAA
This is a messenger RNA of Adineta steineri, 672 nucleotides long. Lineage: Eukaryota; Metazoa; Rotifera; Eurotatoria; Adinetida; Adinetidae. The record is from the annotation of a GenBank genome assembly.